AGGCAGUUUGAAUCCAAUUGACCGUUAAUCAGUUCGCAGUUGAUCAAGCCGCGGCAUUCCCGCUUGAAAUAGCUGACCUUCUCAAACGGCCAUGGUCAAAGCCGCUCUCGACGCCGAAGAUUACGCAAAGGCUGUCGUAGAGGCUCAGAUCGUGCUAGCAUCUGACUCGCAAAACUACUUCGCUCGCCUUUUCCUGGCUCGCGCUCUCGAAAAGCAGGCCAAGUUCGACGACGCAGCAAAGACUUACCAAGCGGCGGCGAAGUCCAAGCCGGACGACAGCCAAGCAUGGCUCGGCCUCUGCAGCGUCUAUGAAGCUCAAGGUUCGAGCAAAGUCGACGAAUACCGAGAGGCUGCUGUGAAAGCGGCCGUAGCUUUCGCGAAUGUCGAUGACAAACACCGAUGUCAGACGACCAUCGAUAAGCUUACCACGUUUGUUAAGCAGAAUGGGACAACUACGCAGUAUAAGCGUGCAUUAAAGGUCUUGCUGCCUGGAGGCCCGGUUUACGAUUACUUGGAAGGCCGUAUUCCGCAUCCCUCACACACCUACUCACGCUUGGUGGAGAUCACCGAGGAUGAGGAAGCGAAGCGUAUUCAGCGUGAGAUCAACGAGCGACGAACGCGCAUAGGUGCGAGACUAGGCCAAGUCACUGCCGAUGUGAAGCGAGAAGUGCUUGGCUCGAGCGAGCUCGAAGGUUUGUACCAGCAAAUCAUCAAUUGGACCAACGACGAUGAGGUGCGGCACCAGUACGAGGAGAAACUACUGGAGCGAGCCUAUGAACUACUGAUCGUGCUUCCGGCUGAGCAAAAGCGUGCCAAGCUAGAUCAGGUCCUGACGUUGGCGGAGGGAAUGGUUAUUGUAAAACACAUAUACCAGAACGCCUGGGAUCUAGUGCUUGAGACGAGAGAUCUUGACGACUUGAGGGGUCUUGAUGUCAACAUCUUGAGAGAGUAUGUUGCAUCUUUCCCGGAUGCUGGGCUUGCGAAGAUCUUGCAGGCAUGGCUUAGCAGCGAGCUGUCUCCGUUCCCGCCGGCCCCGAAGAACGACAAUUCGGAUACGGAGGCGAAGAAGGAGAUGACCGCAGAGGAACGCUUGCUCUUAAUGAACGAAGGACUUUCGGCCUCCGAGCAGUCACCUUUUGCGCAUCGCUUAGUUGCAGACUAUUACCUUCACCUCGAUGAGCACGAAACAGCCGCCGAAACCGCUCGGGCGGGCUUACAGGCUACCACGGCCGAGUCGCAAAAGCUUGGUAUGACCUUUCAGAACACCCGUGAUGCAUUGAACAGCACCUUGGCCACGGCUCUAGUUUACUUCCAGGCACCUCGCCACCACGCAGAAGCUCACAGGCUCUUUGAGGACAUCCUGCAGCGGAGGCCGAUGUGGACUCCUGUACUGAUAGGCCUGGGCUUGAUCUUUGAGGAGACUGAAGACUACUCGGAUGCAAUCAACUUCCUCGCGCAAGCGCUAGAGCAAGAUCCAUCGAACGUACAAGUCGGCACCGAGUUGGCGUGGUGUCGUGCACUGUGUGGCGAGCACGAGCAGGCACAGCAAGAGCUAGAAAGCUAUCUUCCCAAGCUAAAGGCGGACGAUCCACAGGCCCGUGACCUCCGCGCUCAGGUACUGUAUCGUGUAGGCGUCUGCAUCUGGAAUCUGGACACUUCAAAAGCCGCCCGCAAAAGCCGCGAUGGCGCCUACGCCCGCUUUCUUGCCGCCAUCAAAACCAACGUCAACUUUGCCCCCGCCUACACAAGUCUGGGCUACUACUACGCCGAUUAUGCCCGUGACCGUAAGCGUGCUCGUCAAUGCUUCCAGAAAGCCUUCGAGCUAUCACCAGCCGAGACGGACGCAGCGGAACAUCUCGCCAAAUCCUUCGCCGACCAACGCGACUGGGACAUAGUGGAAGUAAUCGCACAACGAGUCGUCGACUCUGGCCGCGCACGACCACCCCCUGGCUCCAAGCGAAAGGGGCUUAGCUGGCCUUACUCCGCGCUUGGAGUGGUUCAGAUGAAUCGGCAGGAGUACUCGCAAGCAGUUGUCAGCUUUCUAGCUGCGCUACGCAUCAGCCCGGACGACUACCAGUCGUACGUCGGUCUUGGUGAGAGCUACCAUAACUCGGGGAGGUACAACUCGGCUUUGCGGACGUUCAACUUCGCUCUGAACCCGCCGGAGGGGACACCGAUGAAAGUCAGCGGCGAGACAUGGUUUGCCAGAUAUAUGCUUGCAAACGUGCACCGAGAGCUUGGCGAUUUCGAUGACGCUAUUGCGGGCUUGAGGGAGGUGCUUGAGGAGAGGAGUGAAGAGUUUGGCGUGCUGGUGUCGCUGUUGCAGACGUUUGUGGAGAAGGCGUGGAGAUGCUUGCAGUCGGGGCUUUAUGGGCAAGCCGUUGAGAGCUCUUUGCAGGCUAUUGAAACUGCCGGGGUUGUUGUUAAGGACCGGCCAAACGCUUUUAACCUUUGGAAGGCAGUCGGAGAUGCCUGCCUUAUCUUCUCGUGGGUACAGGCAGCCAGGCAGCGGUUUCCAAGCUCGGCAGUGUCUGGGUUGCUAAGAGCAGAUACUGGGGAGGCGACUUAUACUCUGCUUACAGACAUCGACUUGCUGAAUGCUGAUACGCUGUCGCAACUGGACACGCACGGCGAGGUAUCUCCAACUGCGUCCAACGAACCGAUCGUGGCCGGCAUUCUCGCCUACAAGCGCGCCAUCUCGGCGUGCGCAAACGACCUCCACGCGCAGGCCGUCGCUUGGUACAAUCUCGGCUGGGCAGAACAUCGUGCGUGCGUCUGCAGCGAGCCGAAGGCGGGCAAGCAUUAUCUGAAGGCCGCUGUGCGCUGUUUCAAGCGUGCCAUCGAGCUGGAAGCCGGCAACGCCGAGUUCUGGAACGCCCUCGGAGUCGCAACUACCACGCUAAAUACUAAAGUCGCGCAGCACGCUUUCGUUCGGUCGCUUCAUCUUAACGAGCUGAACGCGAAGGUAUGGACGAAUCUGGGCGUGCUGUAUCUUCUGCAAAACGAUCAUGAGCUCGCGCAUGCGGCGUUUGGAAGGGCGCAGUCUACUGAUCCCGAAUACGCUCACGCUUGGGUCGGCGAGGGGUUGAUUGCUCUGCUCGUUGGCGAAACAAAGGAAGCACUGAAUCACUUGACGCACGCUUUUGAGAUUUCAGAUGCUGUGUCUACGAUUACAAAGCGGCAGUACACGCUCUCCAGCUUUGAUCACAUCCUCUCCGUGCAGUCAAAGUCGAGCGACCUUGCUAAGCUUAUCCAGCCAGUGUUUGCGCUUGAGCAGUUGGGAACGCAGGCGCCGCAAGAUCUGCCCUACCGACACCUCUCCGCCCUGUUCCUGGAGCGCGUAGGCAACUACAGCGGUGCUGUGGAAGCGCUCACGGAGAUCUGCACGGCUGCUGAAGCGGAGUACGAGCAGUCCGAGAGCCUUGGUGCGCUUGGGCGCUACGCUCAUGCCAAGUCUGAUCUUGCCCGCUGCUUGCUUGCCUCGGCCACGACGUAUGACGAAGCUACGGGACAUGCUGAGACGGCGCUGGAUCUUACCUCGGACGCCGAUAAUAGCGGCUUGGAUGUGGAAGGACGGCGCCGCCUGCGGCUGUCUGCACACCUUACCGCAGGUAUGUCGUUGUAUAAGCUAGGCAAGACGACUAGGGCGAUUGGAAUGUUCCGUACGGCUUUGCAGGAAAGCAAGAAUGAUCCCGAUGUUGUUUGCCAGCUUGUACAGGUGCUGUGGGCGCACGGCGGUGGAGAGGAGAAGAAUGUGGCGAGAGAGCAAUUGGUCGACUGCGCGGAGAAGCAUCCUGAGCAUGUCGGAAGCGUCACCCUUCUAGGAGCUAUUGCUGCGUUGGACAAUGAUGGCGAGACCGCAAGUGCUGUCAAGGAAGACCUUGCGAACCUGCGCUUGAAGGAUGACUUACAGCCUCACGAACAGGACCGGAUUGAAGCUGUGCUCUCCGGCUUAGCUGCGCUCCAGGAUCAGGCUGGAGUUGGUGACGUGCUGGAGGCGCAGUGUGCUAUUAUGCUCAGACCUGAACACUCGGUAGCGUGGUCCGAGCUAUUGGAGUCGUCGGGAGAUGCGUGUGUGGCGGUGAUGGCGCUGAAGACAGCUCAAAAGACUUUGCCACCUCUGGGCGAGAUGGGAACGGCACAGCUGGCUAGAAUGUAUGCUGGUGUCAGAAACUUGAGUGAUGCGCAGCGUGCCGUCUUCUUAGCACCUUGGGAGAGAACGGCUUGGGUGGCAAUGGAAGAGUCGUUGUCGUGAUCGUGCUGCCUGCCGCGAAGUGAAGUGAGGCAACGCCGCGCAUGAUGCUCGAAUGAAUGCAUGUGUAAUGGCGAACAGCAUAGCGAUGUCUC
Baudoinia panamericana UAMH 10762 is the source of this 4347-nucleotide messenger RNA. RefSeq lists its product as uncharacterized. The transcript is spliced from 2 exons. The coding region runs from base 92 to 4255 and encodes 1387 amino acids. Gene Ontology annotation, molecular function: protein binding. Gene Ontology annotation, cellular component: Ski complex. Lineage: Eukaryota; Fungi; Ascomycota; Dothideomycetes; Mycosphaerellales; Teratosphaeriaceae. The record is from RefSeq and is a predicted model, not a curated record.